Ostrea edulis (European flat oyster) is the source of this 8764-nucleotide messenger RNA. RefSeq names its product MORC family CW-type zinc finger protein 3-like. The record is from RefSeq and is a predicted model, not a curated record. The transcript has 17 exons. NCBI's taxonomy places the organism in Eukaryota, Metazoa, Mollusca, Bivalvia, Ostreida, Ostreidae. Gene Ontology annotation, cellular component: nucleus. Gene Ontology annotation, molecular function: zinc ion binding; ATP hydrolysis activity. The coding region runs from base 2207 to 4477 and encodes 756 amino acids.
GGUAACGGAUUUUUUUUUUAUGUAAUAAAGGUAAAGUCUUUAUAAGAUAAUUUGCCUUUACUGGACUUUUUUCUAAAAUCGGCUCCAAUAUGUGGUAGUUCGAGUCCACCUUUUUUCCAUGAAGUAAAACUACAUUUUUGUCUUUCCGUCCAUAAAACCAAUACACCAUUUUAUAUUAAUAACUCGUUUAUUAUUUAUAUUCUGACCAGCAGUAGUCUAGAUAUUUUAAUUCUAUUUGCACACUCCUCACUUAACUUGAUGUUUGAUGGUGUCUAUACUAUAUUGGGCCACACUAAACUAGUGUACAUAGUAAUAUAUAUGAAAGAAUGCAUUUUUAGAAACAAGUUAUCAUUAUCAUUUGAUUUUGUCAGAUUUUCCAUUCUGGAAAAGUAAUCAGAUGCGAGCUGAAAUAUUUUAACAUGUAAAGGGGAUUUGACUAGUGCAAUUUUUGCAGCCAAGUUUUCAUCUUCGCUAGCCAAGGGUUUUCGGUCCACUCCGCUCCCCAUUCGAGUGGAUCGAAAACCCUUGGCUAGCGAAGAUGCCAAGUUUAACUUUUAAAUAAUACUCGGUUGACCAAUAAGGCCUGUGGGCCUCUUGUUUUCAUCAAAUUGCCUUAUGAUUUAAUCUUAGUUUUAUACCCUCUAGAACAAUGUUGUGUAGAAUUUAAGAAUUAGCAUGUUCAUAGAUAUAUUUUCAUCGUGUCCCAAGGGCUUAUUUACUGAGCAAUACAGAUGUUAACAAGGAAUAUUGAAGAACCACAGAAAUAUGAUAUGUAUGAAAAGUAGAGAAUAUGAAAAGUAAUACAUGUAUACUUCAAACCUUAUUUAGAUAAAAAUUGUAGUUUAAGUAGAAAGUAAUCUAAAAAAUAUAAAUAAUGAAAUUUAAAAAAAAAACCAACAAAAAUUAAAAAACUAAAAAAAAAACCAAAAAAAAAAAAAAAAAACCCCAACAAAAAACCCCCAACAAACAAAGCUGAUGGACUCUAAACAAAGGAACAUCAAUUUUGUUGGGAGUCUUUUUCAAUAGUUACUGUAAAAAAAAAUCUUUGUUAACCAUAAAAUAUUUCAAAAGUCUAAGUUAUAAACGAAUAAUCAGUUAAUAGAUUUAUAUAUUUCAAAAUAUUGAAUCCAAGGGCGAUAACUCUGUUUUCAUUGAAUUAUUUAUAAGUCCAUUAUGCAAAAGAUUUCCUUCAUUUUUCACAAGCAUUUUGUAUAUUUUUUAAAGAAACUUGUAUCGUUUUAACCAGCUUUUGGAAAAUUUUGAUAAUGCUGAUUAAGGAAAAUAGCAUUUUUUUGACAUUGGUAACAAGUAAAUGUGUGCUAAUUGAUAAAAAAAAUUAUCAAUAUAUCGCAACAAACGUAUUUUAUCUUUUUAAUUUGUUACUAAGAUAUAUUAUUUGAAGAACCAACAAUCAAAUAUAAGAUUGAAACUAUAAUUCUAGAGGGGUGGAAAUACCUUAAAAAAUGAAUGUAUUUUGAGCAGCAAGUGUUGAUAGUUAACAGCUGGCCAUUUUCAGGAUAUCAAUUUGUUCCAAGUUAAUGGAGGCAACACAGCUAUUACAAACAUAGUUAUACCCUUACACGACACACCUAUACACCAAGAAGAAAUUGUGCUAAUUUUUAAAAAAGAGUUGGCUUAGAUGUUUGUCAGGUGGAAUAUUGCAUAUUGUUGGAAAACGUCACACAACUCUCUCUCCCCCCCCCCCCCCCCCCCCCCCCCAAGAAUAAUUCACCUCAUACUGCAUGUAAAAAAGCUAAUUUCCUGAGCAUAUAUGAAAUGGCCACUACUAUAUCUCCAUGGUCUAAUUCUUUCCAGACCUCUGUAUCUAAUAUUCCAGGACAGCCUAAUACAUGCUCACACCUGUCUUCAUAUUAUUUUUCAUCAAAGAUUUAGUAUCAACUACGGUAUUUGUAAAUGCACACAAACUAUAUGACAUCAACACAUCUGAGUCUCAUAUUUACUUUAUACCAACAUAUUACUCAAGUUUGGGCGACAGCAUUAUGUGCAAUGUCCCACUAUUCCAGCAGCUGUUCCGAGUAUCACUUACACCCUGUAUAACAUGUGAUUUACAACAGUUGGUGUCACUUACUCCCCUGUCAUACAUGAUCGACUCUCAAACACUGACGUGGAGAAAACUCAAGACCAGAGUAAAAAUGUCUGGGAUACAUGUAAAUACUUGAUUGGAUUAAAAUGGAACUGUUAACACAUGGUGGAACAAGGUCAAGGUCAAGUGUCGCCUGAUUACCUACACAGUAAUUCCACCAGCCACACUUGGGCUUUCUCAGCAGUCGCAGAACUUAUAGACAAUGCGUAUGACCCAGAUGUAAAUGCCUCUGAACUAUGGAUUGACAAUCGUGAUAUUAAUGGGAAAGUCUGUCUGACCUUCACAGACAAUGGAAAUGGAAUGGUGGUGGACAAACUUCACAAAAUGCUCAGUUUUGGUUAUUGUGAGAAGGUAGCAGUUGGAAAUCACCAGCCCAUUGGUCACUAUGGCAAUGGUUUUAAGUCCGGCAGCAUGCGGCUUGGAAAGGACGCGAUCGUGUUCAGUCGCCGCAUGGAUGUGAUGAGUGUAGGACUCCUCUCCCAGACCUAUCUGAAGGCUAUCAAGGCAGAGACCGUAAUGGUCCCCAUCAUCUCCUGGGAUCUCCCAAGCAAGACCAGAAAAGUGACACCAGAGAGCAAGAACAAUUUGUCGGCCAUUUGUUCCCACUCCAUAUUCAAGGACGAGAAAGAGCUACUGAGUGAGCUGGAUUCACUGGAGAAAUUCAGAACCGGGACAAGGAUUAUCAUCUACAACCUCACAAAGAACAACAACUCUGGCAACUUGGAGCUCGACUUUCUUAGUGACCCGUUAGACAUCAGAAAUCCGGAGUCUCACCUCAUAGACUACUCCACCAUCAACCGCACCAUUCACGACAAGAGUCCCGAGUACAAAGUCUCCCUCAGAGAGUAUUGCAGUAUUUUGUACUUGAAGCCACGGAUGAAGAUUAUUCUAAGGGGGAGGAAGGUGAAAACGAAAAUCAUCAGUAAGAGUUUGUCAGAGACUGAGAGGGAUGUCUACAAACCAACUUGGCUCAACAAUAAACCUGUGGUCAUUAAGUUUGGAUUUACCUCCAGUAAGAACCCUGAGGAUUACGGAGUGAUGUUGUACCACAAAAAUCGGCUGAUCCGAGCGUACGAGAAAGUGGGUUAUCAAAAACAGGCCAAUGAGCUGGGUGUUGGAAUAGUGGGUGUAGCAGAGGUGUUCUUUUUAACUCCAACGCACAACAAACAGGACUUUAGCCGAGAUGAAAAAUACAAUGCAUUUAUGACAAAUGCUGGAAUAAAACUGAACGAGUACUGGAACGAGAAGAGAGGAGGACCAAACGUGGCUACAGGAGUGAUGACCAAAAACAAAGUGGUGGCCCCUGACUGGCUGUGGGCCCAGUGUGAUAACUGCCUUCAGUGGAGGAGGCUUCCGGCGGGCUUUAGACAAGUGGACCUUCCAGACAAGUGGUUCUGUCACAUGAACCCAGAUGCCUCAUUCAAUCGCUGUGAAAUUCCUGAGGAACCUGAGGAUGAAGAUGAAGCAUUGAUGGGGCCCAGCUAUAAAAAACACUUUAAAAAACAACAGUCUGAGCUAAAACUGAAAAUUAAAUUCCAUGAAAAGCAGCAAAUUAAAGAAAAGGAGAUGCAACUGUCAGAGAAAGAGAGACAGUUACAGAGGAAAGAAAUGGAGAUAAACCAGAGGAAGAAGUCCGAGUCCUACAAUCCUAUAGUAGAGAAGCUGAGGAAACUGGAAGAGAAGGCUGCCAAACAAGAGAAGAUGAUCGAGGCUCUCCACAAUGAGCGGACGAAACAAGACGCAGCUAGUAGGCAGAUGUUGGACGCUGCCGAAAGUCUGAAUCUCGUCAAUUUACGACAGAGUGAGCUGUUAGAUAAAGUAGCCAGAGGAGCAGAUAUCAAGCCCCAGUCUUUAACCUCUAAAAGUAAGAAGAGGAAGCUCUCGGAGAGCACUAUUUGUAUAAAGACAGAAGAUGGCAGCAUUGUAGAGGUUAUACCUAAUCCCGACCAUGAGGAACGAGUGGUGGAUCUAACGUGUGACUCUGACGAUGAGACGGGAAAGGACAGUCCAUCAGCAUCAAAAAAAUCUAAAGACAAUAAUUCUAAACCAUCCACAAUUACAAAUAGUAAAAGUAGUGAUCAAAGUGAAACUAAGCUUUCUGAAGAUAAAAAACCUAAUCUUGAAAAGCUGAAGGAACAGAUCAACAAAAUAAGGACUUUUAAAGAGAAGGGCAUACAGACAGAGGAGCGGGAGGAGACGGCGGAGGAGAAGAACUAUAAGAAGAGGUUACUGAGCUUCCAGAAAAAUGUGCAUGAACUUCUGAGACGGAUCGAUCCCAGCAAGGAUUGGGGCGGCCCUGAGAAUAUAGAGGGGAUUAUCGUGCAGAUGAUGAAACACAUCGAACCCACAGGAGAAAUUGGAGACUCUGAAUGAGGAAGGCAUCAGAGGGGAGCUGUAAAAAUGGGGGGACUCAAUGAGGAAGGCAUCGGAGAUGGGCUGUAAAUAACUUUUCAUGUGUACUUUUAGUGGAGAAGUUGAUCUAAGAAACUAUUAAAUUAUGAAAUUUUUAUGGGGAAGUUCUGGAGUGAUAACAAGAAUUCCUGAUUGUUGUCAUUAUUUUUAAUGUAGACUGGUCACUGUCACUAUUUAUCAUAAACCUGACAGAUUGCAGGUGUUUAUGGUAGGUCGUGUCUGAGAUGAGUACACAACACAGAGAAUGGUAUGGUGCUGCACAGUAGGAUAUUUUUUAUACCUUGUAUAUACCUGUAUAAUAUAGAUAUGUGUUCAAUUUGCCAAGUACAAUACAGACUGUAAUUACAAUAGUAUUGUUUUUAUGUUUCGUUUUUUAAUGUGACAUUUGUUGAUACAAUUUGCAACAAACCAAAAGUAGCAGACAUUUCUUUUGAGUUUGACAUUGCUGUUGGGACUGUAAAUGAUAUCAUUUGAAAUGAGUUUUUAUUUUGAUGUAUUUUUUCAAAGCAAGAAAUAUGCAAAUAUAUAUAUAAUCAAAAUACAUGUAUUUGUUAGAGGUACCUGGUUAAAAUCAUUAAACAACUGAAGGUAACCCAUUCUGACAUCAAGCUGAAAGUUGAUAGUAUUUGAUAUUGCAUGAGAAAAGAUUGAUUAUGUAUUGCAUAGCCAUGCAUAAUAUACCCAAAAGCAAAAGCUCUGUAUGUGUAGAUAUAUAUAAUUAUGCAAGCAUGUACAGUGCACUGCUGUAUAUCGACUCAUUUUGGUGUACUUGAUAUGCUGAAUUUUGGGGGGGGGGGGAUGAAAAAAUUCAUCAAAAAUCGAAGCAUUAACAUUUGUCUAUAUAAAUGAUACACUUGUUAAAUGAAAUGCACCAAAAAUUAAAGUGCUAAAAUUUCUGAGGAAAAAUCACCAAAAUAUUCCCCACAUCAAAAUUACACAAUAUACUGUAUAUAAUUUUUCACUUCAUAUACUAAUGCUAAGAUGUGUAGGAAAUGCUAUUUAUCUUGCCACAGAAACAUAAUGCACACAGAGAUAGAUAUCUAUAUACAUUGUUUUCAACCCUUUUCUUUAAAGAGAGAGGGAGAAAAAACAGGAAGAUGAAAUUGUAAGCUCAUAGGCGUGUAUUAAAAUGUAAAUGUCCCAGUUUACUGUUAAACUAUCAUCUCAUUAAUAUCCAAAUUCCAUGUCAUAUUUAAUCAUUGCAUUUCUCAGGGAUAAGCAAUUACACAUUUUGAUAACUAACAUUUGAAAGUGUGAGUGUUUCUUUCUCUAUUGUCUAUUAUUCUGUUGUUGUGUUGGAAGUUUCACUUACUAUGUUUGUAUAAUAUGUAGAAAUACUUAUUUUUCACAAAAUAACUUCAAAAAAGUUUCAAUGAAUUGGGCACAAUCUUUGAAGUCUCUGUUGUUUCUUUGACCUGUGUGUAUGAGUGGAUUGAGUUUAAAAUUGUAACAAGCAAUGUGGCAAAUGAAAUGCAGUGUACAAAACAAAUACAUUAAUCCUCUUAAAUAAUACACACAUAGUAUAGGGGAAACUGUCCCUACAGAAUUGCAUUCCCUUAUUAAUGAGAGGGGCCAUUUCAGCAAGGUUUUCCUGCAUUACCACAACAUCUGAAUAUAGAUUUUUUUCCCAGUAAUACAUAUUUGAGAUAAGGCUUGUCGGACAUUUUAUAUAUGCAAGAAAUGCUGUAUGUGUGUGUCCUUGUACAAGCAAGCAGGAUUUUCCCCACCUCAUAUAACAUCAAUAAAAGUUGGCUAACAGCAUGCUUACCCAUGUGUGGGCUUGUGCCCACGAGAUGAUCUGUGUGGGCUUGUGGCCACGAGAUGAUCUGUUGUGUGGGCUUGUGUCCACGAGAUGAUCUGUUGUGUGGGCCUGUGUCCACAAGAUGAUCUGCUGUGUUUGAUGUAUUAAAGGUGCAUUUUGGUGAUAGGUUAGUGUCCCAUCUCCAUAAUGUACUACACAAUUGUGUGAAGGAUGCACAUGCACUACCUUUUUCGUAUAAUUAUUUUUGUUUAGACUACUUAUAUUAAUGUGCAUAUACUAAUGCAAGAUUUUCAAAAUAAACAGGACUCUAGUAAGACAUCUUGCAUCUUAAUUGCAGAGUUGUAAGCUAUUAUUAUUUGUAAUUAGACAAUUAUCUCGUUAAAUGUCUUGUAACCUAAGGCUAUUUAUAUGGACAAUCAUUUCCAAGGAGAAAAAACUUAAUGACUGUUGAUGGAACAUAAUUAUGUCUCCCCUCUUUCAGGGGAAACAUUGUUUUUGUACUUUCUGUCCGUCCGUCUGUCUGUCACAAAAUCUCGUGAAUGCUUCUCCUCCUAUAUGGCUUGUCGGAUAGACAAUGCUUCAUUGCAAUUUGUUGAUGUGCAUAUUGUCAGGACAGGAGGAUCCAAUUUUUUUCCUAAAAGUUAUAUUGGAUCUAAGAGGGGUGCAGGCAGUAAAAUAGCUUGUGAACACUUCUCCUAUAUGGCUUAUCAGAGUAAUGGCUAUGUUUCUGCUCAUGCUUUCUCCUCCAUAUCAUGCAGUACAUUAAGGAGAGGAGGUUUCAUUUGGAGCACUUCUAAUUUGGGGAGACAUUUGUUUUUCAUAAAAACAAUCUCUAGAUAUCAAGAUAAAAGUUGAUCAAGAUUUACUUUGUUUUCUGAACAGAAACUUUUUAUGUGUAAAUGUACACUAGCAGAAAUAAGACUUGAUGCAUUUUUUUCUCAUUUAUUAAAGAGGUCAAAAGGCAAAAAUUUUAAAAACUUGCUAGAGCACAUUUUGAUAUUCAUAUAUGUACUGCUCUAGAUCAAUUGUCUUAUGGAAAUAGAUUAUUUUGAAGAAUUUCCACUUGUCGGUUAGCAAUAAUCUUCUAGCACAUCCAUUAGGCAGCUUAACUGUAGAAAACAUUCCUUUCCAAUGCCUAUCAUGAAUACCGUUCUUUAUUAAAUAGUUCCUGUUGAAUUUACCUUACGUUUUAUCUUAUUCUGUGUACCCUGUAUUUACAUGACAUAAAUUUUUUUUCGUCCCACAUGUCGUGUAAUGUACAGGGGAAUGUUAUGUCAGUCUCGAGGUAUCUAUGAUAAUUUAUAAAAAUGAUGGAUUUUUUUUUUUUUUUUUUUUUUUUUUUACAAAUUUUAGAUCAGAUAUCUAUUCUUUGAGAAUAUUGGCUAUUUCACUGUGAAUUUUGUUACAAACUUUGAGAUCAGAUAUCUAUUCUUUGAGAAUAUUGGCUAUAUUACUCUGAAUUUUGUUUCAAACUUUCACACUCUGAUUACUAACGCAGUUACUAUUUCGAUGUGAUUGUGUGAUGAAAGUGUUGAUUUACAACAAACAGCAUUGUGUGGUUCCAUACAUGAAAUUACAAUUGCAUUUGGUCUUGAUGUGUGAUGAUGUUGGAAUUUUCAGCACUGCAUUUUACAUGAAGCCUAUGUAUAUAAAAUAUGAUUAGAAAUAUUCCUUUGUUCCAUUUUUAUACGCCCGACUUUAGAUGGGACUUAUGGUACAGCAAUGUCUGUAUGUCCUAUCUCUAUUUUCAUUUCUCUGUAACAUAUGAAGCUAAAAUUUGUUGUGUACCUUCUUUGUGGGUCACUCCAGAUCAUGUUGUAAUUUUGUACAUAUUUCAACCUCUCUUGCAGGAGUUUUGCCCUUUUAUUUCAAAUCUAACGUUAUAUGGAGGGUACAUGAUUUGUCCAUCCGACUCCUCCUGCAGUUUUGAGAGAAACCGUCUUAUUUAACAGAGUCUUUGUAUGGAUAUUGAUGAAGAUGUGCAUGUGGCAAAGAUUUUGAGAAAAUUCCAGGUUGUUGAGCUUGGUCAGUAUUGAGGAAAUAAUACAAAGUGAGUAUUUGGUUUGUCCAUUGACCUCCUCUCUCACUUUUUCAAGCACAGGCCUUAAAUGUAAAGAUGUGCAUAUUGUGAGGAUUUGGAUUCCCAGUAAUUUUCUAUAAAAAAAUUGUUGCUUGAGAAAGGUAGUUAAACUUUGUCAAUUUUGAGGAAAUAUUUUACACACAAAGCUCCUGGUUUGUUUAUAUUUAUUUCCUGUUAGUUUUUUUUUAAGCUAGGACCAAUGCAAAAGAAAGUAUGUUGCAGCUUGUUAAUGGCUGAUACUACCAUAAGCAAAGUUCUAAAACUCCUGGCUUGUGACGGGCGUAUAAUGUACUGUUUCGAGUUCUUUUGUUAUAGUUUUAUGCACACAUGGACCUGAUUUUAGAUUAUGAAUUUUUUACAAUACACUGUGUGCGAAGAUUCUAUUAAAAUAAUGUUUUUCAAUACA